CUCCCUCUUUUUUUCUUCUUCUUUUUUUUUUAUCACUCUCUUAUUCUAUUUACUACUCUUUUUGUUGAUGUCAAGAUGAAAAUUAGAGAUCUCGGUCAAGAAAUCCCUGGAUUGAUUCUCAUUGAUGAUUUUGUGACGGAAAAAGAAGAAGCAGAACUUGUGGAUCAAGUCAAUCAACGUCCAUGGAGUGGAUUAGGUCAAGGACCAAAUCCUGAACUCAAAAGACGAACACAACAAUAUGGUCAUUUGUUUAGUUAUCGAUACCGGAAAGUACUGGAAGAAUAUGGACCAUUACCAUCGUUUAUUGAUCCAGUAGUACAACGCAUCAUGUCACACCAACUUAUGCCAGAAAGUCCAAAUCAUUUACUAGUUAACGAAUAUAACGAAGGUCAAGGCAUUAUGCCUCAUAUAGAUGCUCCUGCGUUAUUUGGUCCAGCUAUCUUAUCCUUGUCUUUAUUAUCAGCUUGUCUUAUGAAAUUUACUCAUGCCACAACUGGUCAUAGUAUUGAUGUCAUACUACCUCGUCGAUCUAUGGUGGUACUGACAGGUAAUGCUAGGUACAAUUAUAAACAUGGUAUUUCCAAGGACUUGGUGGAAACAGCAUUGGAUGGGACAAUCAUUCAACGUGCACAAAGAAUUUCAUUCACUUUUAGACAAAUCAUUGCUUGGGAAGUUCCUCCAGAAGCAGAUGGAUGUGGAUGCCAUAGCAACAAGGAUGACAAGAAAUCUAUAGAUUAGAUAUAUAUAUAUAUAAGCUUAGAAUAGAAAACCCAUGUUUUUCAUAGAGUUUUACAUAUUCGAAUAAUAAUAAAAAAAGACAUUUUUUAUACCAAC
This is a messenger RNA of Halteromyces radiatus, 834 nucleotides long. RefSeq lists its product as uncharacterized. Lineage: Eukaryota; Fungi; Mucoromycota; Mucoromycetes; Mucorales; Cunninghamellaceae. Gene Ontology annotation, molecular function: demethylase activity; oxidoreductase activity. The transcript is spliced from 5 exons. The coding region runs from base 76 to 738 and encodes 220 amino acids. The record is from RefSeq and is a predicted model, not a curated record. Gene Ontology annotation, biological process: oxidative demethylation.